UCCAUCCCACACAUAGCAAACAAAGUGAAAAUUGUAGGAAGGGCAAUGAAAAAAAUCGUCGGUAAAGAUAUAUCUAGUAUACAAAGAGCCACUAAAAACAGCAUUUAUAUACAAGUUUGAAGAAAAAGAUAGCCCCCAAACAAAUGCCGAAAGCAAAACAAAAUGGUAAAUGAACAAAAUUAAGCAAACCCCCGACCGAAGAGACGAGAACGAACCACCUUACCCUACCGUACAGAUGAAUGCAUUUUUUGAUACAUAGUUGCCUUUUUGUAGCCUCGUAGUGCUUUGCCAAAAUCUCCGCCGACUAAUUGAUCAAUUAAUCAUUCGGUUCUGUAGUCAAUAGUAUAGCUAUAAUACCAUAAUACACUCGAAUACCAUCUUCCCCCGCUAUGCUGUUCUUCAAGCGGUAUCUGGAAAAGUCACAGCAGGUGGCCGAGCACUUUGAGAACUCGCAGAUCCCGUGCUACAUUAAAAUGCGUGACCUGCCGGCGCCAAAGGCGGUCGACCACUGUCGCGAUCUGAUCUUGGCCAGCUGCCCACUGCGCUUUAUGCAAUACACCGAGGACUGGAUUGUGGUCGAGUACUUCGCGGAUCACGACAGUGACUAUCUAGUAAGCGUGUCCGCGGGCCAGGCUGCAUGUUGUGUUAUCAGAACCCCCACUGCGAAUACCUGUUGACUAACCCCAUCGCUCACCUGCCCUGUGUUGGUGUUCUCUCGAUCGCCGAUUGAAAGUCGAGUGGAUCAGUGGAGUGAUCAGGCUGCUAUCGCUAUCUUCUUCGCCGAAAGCUUAUCUGAGUGGCAGCGCGCUAAAUUUGUCAUUAGAUGUGUCGCAUUGCACAGUUGCCCCAUGCUGUUGGUUUCGGGUCCAACAGUGGGUAUGCCAAAGUGCACUUUUAGUGCUUCUAGCAUGAAAUGGAAUAUUGAGAACUCCAGAAGUCCGACUAUGUGGACUUCAAGGGCCCUCCCACUUGAAACUCAAGUUGUAUCAGUCUCCUGAUAAGAUAGUACAGGGAGAUAGGAUGAAAACUGGAGCAAAGUUAUGAAAUAUGUUAGAGGGACAGCACUAACUCUAUACUCUUAGAAGGUUGGAAGAAUUUCAGAUCCAAAUAGCCUUUCAUUUCAUAAGCAAUUAACCAUGACCUUCUCUACUUCUCUACAAAUUUCACAGUUUUCUUAAUUAAUCAACCAUGAACUCUUAAUAGACACAUACACUUGACAGACAGCCGCUUAUUAGCAUAAAUUUCGUUGAGAAAAAAUUAAUAAAAGCUAGACAGUGAAUGAAAUGCCAAAAUUAAGCCGUCCAAGUCGUAAAAAAAUAAAAUGGAGCAGUUAAGCAAUUAUACUUUGCUGUGGAAAGCUCUUAAUUAAGACCACUGUCGAUGGGUUGGGCUCUCCGAGCCCGCCCCCCGGAGGCCCGCGUACAUCUAGCCUGCCCGCUGUCCUAGUUAUUUUCGUGUCCAAUUGAUCAUUUGACAUUAACUCGGUGACGGGCGGCUAGAGAUGCUGCUCCGAGAUGUGACGAGAUAGUGCUGUUGCGACUGCCUGCUCCUCGCCAGCUUUCUGCCAGUUGCCCAGGCCGUUCUCGCCAAUUAAGUGGGCUGAGCCACGCGCAUAGUAUUUCCCGCUCGUCAUCGCUAGGGCCAGACCGCCAAGAUUCAGUUCUUUCGGCAGUUGGAGCAGCGGGUCAUCGUCCAGCAUGCGGCGACGAAAAACGGCUGCGGCCUGGAUCUGGGUGAUGGAGAUGACCCGGACUAUAACGAUGAUGAGGAGCGGGUGGCCGUCACCCGGUGCCUGCUGAUGAAGCGCCAGCGCAACCACUUUGAUCUGGUGGCCCUGUGCGACAUGCCGGUGGACAAGUACGAGGGCGACAAUUGGAUCGUCGAGGAGUACUUUGUGGAUCACUCCGAUGACUACUUAGUGAGUGUGCCGCUGCUGAGGCAUAGGCGAUGGGGUUUGGCGGUUAUCAGAUAAGGUUAUGCGUUUGUUUUGCAUGAUUGUUGUGCCCUAUCGUCCUCUUUGUGUUAUAAAUAAUAGUUAAAGUCAUCAACGGAUAAUGUAUUAAUAAUUUUAAUCAAGUAGAAUGAAUAAUUAUAUCCAAACCUCUAAAACAUGUUCAGAACUGUAAUGUUUCCUUUGAAUAUCUAGACAUCUAAGAGUGCUAAUAUUAUGCCCCGAACUAUACAUGCUGAGGCCGAGGGCCCUAGUCUCUCGCUUCUCCCAUUUGUGUAGAAUCUUUCUCCCACCUCCUGAUGAAUGAGAGGUGCUUGGACUUGGGGGAUUCCCUCUCAGUUCACUGCGCAUGCUCCGUACUGCCCCAUGCCCCAAGGCUGCCCAAGAAGCGGCGCACAGCUGAUGCCUCCCGACGAGUGUACACUCGCAUCCGUAGGAUGCGCGCGCAUCUUGUGGAUACUGCUUGGGCCGUGUGUCUGCCGUUCGCUGUUCGCUCCAAGCUGUGUGCUUGGGCGCCUUGCGCCAUUGGAAAUUUAUAAAAAUACACGGGCCGCAGAAAGUCAGCAGCGCUCUGCUCUUGCCUCUCCGGAAUCGAGCACUUUUCGGGCUGAGAAUUUUCAGUUUUCAAUUUUCAGUUAGGAAACUGAAACUGAAACAGAAACAGAUUGAAAUCUUCGUUUGUUGGCUGUGUGUCGGCUGCCACUGCUCCAAUAAAAGCCAUAUAGCUACUACAUAUCGCUUUGGUCGUCUUCGUGGUCGUCGUGUAACGGUACUGGGAUCAUCUGCCCCCAAAAACUCUCCGUACCUCCCCUCUCUGUCGCGAGAUCUCUAGAGAUCGCUUCUCUGACCAUCUCGCUCCGCUCGUCGCCUCCUUUCACGCAAUUUGUUUAUCGAUGUGUGAUGUGUGUGUGUGUGUGCGUUUGUUUUCUCAACGUUUUCGGCUUAUUAUUUUUUUUUUUCGGCUCAGGAAAACCAGAAACCGAGUAGAACGAUAUUUAGAGGUGCAUACAGGGCGUAUGAGCAAUACAAGAACGCAAUUUACACCGCAAGGAAGGUGGACGGACUAAACUGGACUGGCAGGAACAAAAAACGCAAUUUCAAACAAUUGAUGCGGUGGACACCGUGACAUAAUCAAGCCGUCAGAGAACGAAACCUAAAAACUAAAGAACAUUUAAGUGUUUUAAAAAUAAAAUCGGAAGCAGCGGCACAGCGGCGUGUCAAGAAAAACGAAUUAGAAAGAAAAACAUCAAACAAAAAACAGAGUGUUAAAAAAGUGCGCGAUAUCCAUCGUACAUCGCUCAUCGUCCAUCGUUCCUUGUUCCUCGAGAGGUGUUGUGCGAACCGAGUUUGUUUAAACAAAAAACGAUGCAAGAUAUGAAGAAGCAAACUGUUUUAUUGACCCCCCGGGAUCUGGAUGUAUCCCAGCUGGGAAGCAUCCCGAAACCCGAUGGUUGAACUUUGCACUUUUCCAUCAAGUUUGCAAUUAGCGAGUCGAUAGACACCCAUAAUAGAGUCGUCUCCGGCGGAGUAGCUCUCCCCGGAGGAGAGCUGGUGGUGGAGAGAGGAGGCAGCGACCAAGCAAAUCAAAACAAAACCCAAAACUAACAAACGCAAAACAGCAAUUGGAGCGCACACAAAUGUACACACAAAACUAUCUCGUACAUACACACAUAGGCGUAAAAGUAUAUAUAGAGCGGAUUAUUCAUCAGGCCUGCUGCCACAUCAUCAUCAUCAUGAUGAUCCACCGCCGCCACCGGCGCCUCCUCUGGCCGCCACCAAUCUCCUCCUGCAAUCCUCCACUUUCCGCUUAGCUGGCGUCUUUUUCUAUAAUUUUCGAAAGCUAUUUUCGUAUGGCUUGCAUUUAUAUUUAGUGGCCACAACAAACCAAAAAGCCAUGGCGAAAAUUCAAGAUACAAACUUGUACAUAAUACAAUUUUUGGCCAUAUGAUGCCAACCAAAAUAAAAGUCAACUGGGGUGGAAAACUUGUUCCCCCAUGUGUAGUUUUUCCAUCGCCCCGAUGUACACAGUGCCAGUACAGUGAAAGCUAACCCAGACGAAGAUCGGGCCAAGAGAUCGUGAAAUUAAUGGGAAUCCAAAGUGAAUUUAAAAUGCAAUUAUCUCGAUUGCAAUUAAUCAGAGAUCAGAGUUGCGAAAUAAUGGAAAUCUACUUAUGAAAUAGCUAACUGAUCGGUGUGUCUGGUGUGAGGUUUCACUGUACUGGGGGCACCAGCGUCACACGGACACUGGGCCGUGUGUACUAGGUAGAAAUGCCCGGCUGCGCCAAUUUGCGUGCGUCGUCUUUUCGGUUUUCUUUUUGUUAAAAAUAAAAACAGAUUUCGAACGGGAGAUUCUAGAAUGGAGGAGGGUGGUUAGUAGGUAGUGGAUAGUAGAUAGAGGGUCGUGGGAGGAGGCUUCUCCUCCAAUGAACCCCACCGAGAUAUCACACAUCAGACAAAUGAUUUCUCCAGUGGCUGGGAUAUGCAUAUAUAUCUGGGGCAAGGUGCACAUCUUAAAGGGGAAUCUUUCGGCAAUAUAUAAAUGGGAUUAUAUUGUUCGGUGUGGCGAUUAAUGAGCUCAUUGCCUGUUUACGAUUUGUAAUUUGUAUAUGUGCCCUGCUCUAUAUACCAAAACAAAUUGGGCUGACGGGCCGAAGGUACAUACAUAUGUAUAUACCUUAUAGGUGCCUUAUAUUAUGAACAUGUGUGGGCGCCAAAGGAAAAGUCUCGGUAGUCUAUUGACGACCAUUUGGUUUAAUUAGUAAGUCAAGUCGUCGAGGCAGUUGCCAAAAUGCCAAUGAGACAUUGACAUUGAGCGUGCGAUCGAUUCGAUCCGAUUGGACCCGAAUCGAUCCGGUCCGAUGGCGCAGGUUUCCUUUGCCACCAAUUCUGGCAGCCUCGCGAGUCUCGCCCAGCCCGUCAAACCCAACGCAAUUCGAGGCAAAGACCAGUGCACGAUUAGAUAACCCAUUGACUUUUUCCCCCUUGGGAUCCAGAAAAAAAAACAUUAUCCAGCGAGAGUAGAGAGUGAGAGGAACGGCCGAAGAUCACGGAAGAGAUCAUGUCCAACGAACUCAGUGAACUCAUCGCCCUUGGCUGUCCGGACCUGGGCUCCCAGAAGCCAGUAGAGUUGAUCCUGAACACGGAACGACGUCUGAGCAUCAAGCAGAUGACAGCCACGGAUCUGGCCAGUCUCCGGGCAGCAGCGGCCGCCGAGGCGGAAGCCAGAGCACGGAUGCAGGCGGAGGCGGAAGCCCGGGCCAUAGCCCAGGAACAGGUGCGUAUGGCCCGCGAGGCUGAGGCCAAGGCCAGAGCCCGAGCUGCCCUCGAGGUGCAGGCGCAGUUGCAGCGCGUCAUGGAGAGUGAAAAGCGUCGGCAGGAGCAGGAGGAGAACCAGAAAGAUCAGGAGGAGGAAGAGGAGGACGAAGAAGAUGCGGAUGCUCAAGAUGAUGACCCGCCCAAGGGCUCCCUGCCUUCGAAUGCGGCUCCCCGCGAACGCAUCACCUCGUUGCCCAACAUCCUGGAUGACGCCAUGGAGAUGCACUUGCUCAGCGUUUCCCAACCCAAGGCCACGUUCAAGGAUGAGUCCUCGCCAGAGAAGAGCCGCUCCCACAUAGCCGAUUCUAUCGAACUUCUGCGAAUGCAGCGCGCUGCCCGGGAUGUCCGAUCCCACAAUCGUACCCGGGAACGUUCCAUUUCCCCGGCCGGUCGUAACCGCGAGCGGAGUGCCGCUCCCGAUCGCCUCCAGAGUUCGGCCAGCAUGAGCAGCUUGGAUUCAGCUUCCGUCAGCAAGGCGACUAGUCGACGCGGAAGCACCUCCAGUGCCUCGGGAGUCGAGCCGCCACCUCCGCCUGCUCCUCUGGCUUCCAAAUUCCCACUCUCCAAGACGGUUUCCGCCCCGAACAUGAUGAACCGGCGGAAGAGCAGCCUCACAUCCAUGUUUCCGGGCCCAUCGCCGUUGAUGGCUCCCGAACCAUCGCUGCACACCAAUCCCAAUGCCCUGCCCCCGGAAGAGGAGCCUCUUCACAGGCGCCAGGAGGACGGGUACCGCGAGAUACCCAGUGGAAAGAUGGUCCACCGCACCAAGACACCCCCACCGGUGGGCGCCAACCUGGGAGUGAGUCUGAAACGUGUGCAAGCUCCCAGUGGCUCGAUCACAAUCAAGCCCAAGGAGUCGCCCAUGUUGGGCGUGGUGCUGCGCAAAGUGGAAAAGAAGACGGUGCCGCAGAAGAGCAUCCUGGACGACGACAAGCCCCUGUAUCACUUCUCCAUAGUGCGCAGUGAUAACAAGGAGCACGUGCCCGCCCAGAAGCCCAAACCGAAGCCAGCUCCUCCGGCUGCGAAGCCCAGUCCUGGUGGCAUUCUGACCGGACCCCAGGUCAUCCGGACUGCUCAGCCAAGGCAGGCGGUGCCCGUGAAGCCGCAGCGCCCACUGCCCGGCGUGCCCAUCACAAUUACCAAGAUCGAGGGCGACAAGAUAAUCAUCAUCAAGAAGAUAGUGGUGCCGAAGAAUAGUAAGAUACCGGAGCAGUAUCUGCAGAUGAGUGAAGAUGCGGGCAAGCCAGCAGUUGCAGUGCCCCCAACGGCUACCGCCGCAGCCGCAAACCUGAAACCCAAAGAGGACACCGUCCAAUCCCAGCCAGCAGCCAUGCAGAAGCCCACGCCGCCGCCCGCGAGCGGCCAGCAGUUCUUCCAAAUGGUCUCCCCGCAGUUCGCCUCGGUGAUGUCGUCCAGCAUCCCGGAGAGCAAGUGCGCCGUGAGAUCCCCCAUAUCAUCGCCGUUGGCCAUACGAAAGAGUCGGCCGCCGAUGCUGCCGGCGAGUCCCAAGUCCACGCCUCCUCUGCCCCGGAAGCACCAUCCCCUGGCCUAUAAUGCUGCCACCGGGACGAUCAGCAGCGCCUCCGGUUCGGCCUUGCCCUCGCGGCUUAUGGCCACCAUUGCCUCUAGUCCGGCAUCGAGUAUAUCGCUGUCGUCGUCCAGUUCUCCCUCGUCGUCGCCGCCGCCGCCGGUGCCGUGUCGGGCGCCGAAAAAUGCCGCCAAACCGGCAGCUCCGGAGAUCAGUCUGGACAAGUUGCUGCAGCAGCAACAGGAACUGGAGGAGAAAUCGGCCGCUGCCACGAACAGUGCCAAGUUGGAUGCUAAUUUCUACGAUGCCGAGAUCGAGAUGAUGAACAAGUAUCUGAAGAGCCUGCCCGACUACAGUGAGCUGGACAGGAAGCUGCACCAGGAGUUCCAGGAGUGCGAGGAUCUCUACGACAAGCUCAAGCGCCAGCAGCACCCUUUGGCGAAGUCCAACUCCCAGCAAUCGGUGACGAAAACAGCCCCAGGAGGGGCAGUGGGAGGAGGUCUUCCCGCUAUCUCCUCCGGCUUGUCCAAGUCGUCGUCCAUUAACUUUGCCCAGAAUCCCAGCACUCGUGGAGUGGCCCCCCGCAUGGCCUAUCCCUCGAUCUUCGCCCAGACCAGUGGCGAACCGAAGCUGCAGCGAAGCAUCUCCAGCUCCAACAUGCCGCUGAGUACCCCGACUCCCAUGCGCCCGCUGCCCGCCAAGAAUGGGCUGCAGAGUGGCUCCAAUCUGUCGCUGAACAAGCAGCUGAUGAACGAAUUCUGGAGUGAGAACCUGAACAGUUCCCAGAAGCGGCAGACCCCGAAGCGCACCUUCUGGAACUACGAGAAGAUUUGUGGCGCCCAGUUGGGGGAUGCCGGGCAGCCCUUCAAGGUGGACGCCAAGACGGCCAAGAAGCUGGCCAUCUUCGAUCCGACUGUGGCCGAGGCGGCCCAGAAGGAGCUGCAGCGCCCGCAGCAGAACAAGCUGCAGAAGAACGCCUCGUUGUCGCACCUGGAUCUCAAGGUCCGUCAGGCCGUGACCAAGGACGAUCUCUACAAGCUCAUUUGCAACGAGCAGUCGCCGUCGACGGCGGGAGGUGCCAGCUUUGUGAGCAGGGUUCCUGUCAAGCAGCAGCAGCCUCAGCCGCUCCAGGCGCAGCAGCAGCAACAAGUGCAUCCGCUGCAAUCCCAGGCUCUGCCCAAGAGCGUCUCCAUGACACAUGUGCCGGGCGGAGGAGGACCAGCGCCCCUGUUGCGAACCUCGAGUCGCACCCACAUACCCUGCUACAUGAAGCACUUGCCAUCGCUCAGCCGGAGUACUUCCAACUCGGCGAUAUUGAUGUCAUCGCAGCCUCGGAAGGACCAGCCGCUGACAAAGGAGGCUCCCAAAGCUACAGUCCCGGCUGCAGUUGCCACGACCAAAGCCAGCGGCGUCCUGAAGAGUUCCAGCAGUUCCUGUGUUCCGUCGCCCAGGUGUGCGGCUGCCUUCUUCCGCCGCCCACAGGAAACGUACAACCCGCAGCCGGUGGUGCCCAAAGAGGCCCAAGUGGUGGCGCCUCCAAAUGAGAGCACUGGGAACCCCGGCGACUCUGUGUCCCUCGAACGCAAGUCGGAGAAGAGCAACAGUACCAUUAGCACUAGCAGCUUUACGGUGACCAAUUGCUGCACCACCCACCUGCCGCAGCUCUCCAAGUUUACCUCAUCGUUCCACAUUGCCCCGACCCCGGCCACUGCCACGACAGCCACGGCAACUACUACGGCGACCUCAGCUACCAGUAGUGCACCCACGACGGCAGCAACAUCAGCACCAAGUGAACAGCAACAACAGCAGCAGCCUGGUGGCGCUGCAGCUGCCAACUUGGAGGUGCCAACGUCGUCAUCCUCGUCAUCGGCCGGCUCGUCAGCGACCACAAAGCGCCAGAAAGAUGUUGACAACAAGCUAGAAAAAUGCUUGAACGACAUGCUAAAGUUGAAGACCAACAACGCCACUACCAGCACUGGCAACAGCAACCACAAUGGCGGCAAUAAUAAUGCACUCAUGUCGAUGUCGCAGUCGUUGGCAGUGGCGGGGGCGUCGGUUGCAGAGGACGAUCACAAAGAGCCGAAGACCACGGGCGAAGGCCCCCCGAGCACCAAUAGCAACGGCAGCAACACCAACAAUGGGAGCAAGUACUUGGGUGAAUCGCAGAUUCCCGUGCCAGUGCAGCUUUACGAUCCACAGAAGCCGCUGCUGCAACAGCAACAGCAGCAGCAACAAAGGAUCUGCUAUCCGAUAGGCAAGUCGAAUUCUACCUCACAAGUGCCCAUGGGUGGAUAUCAGAGAUUGUUGCAACAGCAACAGCAGCAGUAUCAGGAUCAGCAGCAGCAGCAACAACAACAACAACAGCAAUAUCCUCAGCAUAAGCGACCUUUCCUGAACUGGAACAGCUUCGCCUGCUCGGCCAUGAAUGGAGCCAGUGAUCCCUUCAUGCAACAGCAACAGCAUAUGCCCCAUCAGCAGCAACAUCAUUUCCCGCACAAGCUGCAGCAGUCGUACUCCUCCUCGAAUGUUAAUAAGCAAACGCCCAAAUCGGGCCUGGCCAUGUUCCUGCAGAAGAAUACCAACAAGGAGAAUAAAUUUGGACAACCUUUGUCGCAACAGCCGCCCGGGAUGAUGCCACAGAUGUACGGCUACCAGGGGCCCUCGAAAAUGGGCUACCCGCGAUCGAGUGGGGGUGCUCCCCUGACGCACUCAGUCUCCUUCAGCUCCGCCCAACGACCCUCGGCCUUGCACUUCCACCAGCAACAUCAGCAGCAGCAGCAGCAGCAACAGCAACAUCAGCACCCCCAGCAACAGCAUUCCAACUUUGGGCUGGGCAUGAUGAGUCGGAAUUACUAUAAUCUGCCCAAGCAGCAGCAGCAGCAGCCGACGCUGCCGGAGCGGAAGCCGUUGCAGACCUUUGAUCCGUAUGCCUAUCCCAAGCCGAAUCAAAUGCAACCGGUCAAGUACCAACAGCAACAGCCACAUCAACAGCAACCACAUCCGCAUACGCCGUUUCUGAAUGCUUCCGCCGGCGCUGGCGGUGGAGGUGGAGGUGGUGGGGUAGGCGCUGCUGCUUCUGGGCUACAAUAUGAUCCAAAUACAAAUACGCAAUUGUUUUACGCGUCGCCGGCGGCGUCAUCCUCUACGGGCGUGCAACCACAGCAACCGCAACAGCAACAACAGCAGCAGCAGCAACAGCUACAACAAAGCAAUUCUGUCAUAUUCAAUCACCAGCAGCAACAGCAACAGUUACAGCAGCAAAAUGAAAUGUCCAAGUCCGCUUUGGGACUGCAUUUCAUCGAGACAGCAAAGCCCGUCAUUCAAGAUGAUGCUGAUGGUCACUUAAUUUACCACACCGGAGACAUUCUCCAUCACAGAUAUAAGAUCAUGGCCACACUGGGCGAGGGUACUUUCGGACGUGUGGUCAAGGUCAAAGACAUGGAGCGUGAUUACUGCAUGGCCCUGAAGAUUAUAAAGAACGUGGAAAAGUACCGCGAAGCUGCCAAGCUCGAGAUUAAUGCCUUGGAAAAGAUUGCCCAGAAGGAUCCGCAUUGCGAUCACUUGUGCGUAAAAAUGGUUGACUGGUUUGAUUAUCACGGGCAUAUGUGCAUAGUUUUUGAAAUGUUGGGAUUAAGUGUUUUCGAUUUUUUGCGUGAGAACAACUAUGUGCCAUACCCGCUGGACCAAGUGCGCCACAUGGCCUAUCAAUUAUGCUACUCCGUGAAAUUUCUUCAUGACAAUCGUUUAACGCACACAGAUCUCAAGCCGGAGAACAUACUUUUUGUCGAUUCGGAUUACACUGCUCACUACAAUCAUAAGCUUAACCGCGAGGUGCGCCGGGUAAAGAGCACGGAUGUGCGUCUUAUUGACUUCGGAUCGGCCACCUUUGACCACGAACACCACAGCACAAUUGUCUCGACGCGACAUUAUCGCGCGCCCGAGGUCAUACUGGAGCUGGGGUGGUCACAGCCCUGUGACGUUUGGUCCAUUGGUUGCAUCUUGUUCGAACUCUAUCUGGGGAUCACGCUCUUCCAAACGCACGACAAUCGCGAGCACCUGGCCAUGAUGGAGCGAAUCUUGGGACAAAUACCAUAUCGCAUGGCACGCAAUCAUACUCUUUACAGCAAAACCAAAACAAAGUACUUUUAUCAUGGUAAGUUGGAUUGGGACGAGAAGUCCAGUGCCGGGCGCUACGUUCGCGACCAUUGCAAGCCGUUGUUCCUGUGCCAGCUAAGCGAUAGCGAGGACCACUGUGAGCUCUUCAGUCUGAUCAAGAAGAUGCUGGAGUACGAGCCCUCAUCGCGCAUCACGUUAGGUGAGGCCCUGCGCCAUCCUUUUUUCGACCGGCUGCCUCCUCACCAGCGGGUGGGCGAGAUGAGUAACAAGCAACCCCUCUCAUCAGGCAGCAGCAGCCGCGAGCGCUCUCACAGUCUGUCCAGAUGAGAAUUACAGCGAUUUGGUUAUUGUUGACAGGCAACGCUAAUCGAUAACUCAGUCAUGCAAACAUACACACAAGGCACUAGCAUUGUAGAUUAGACCAACAACCAAACAACCAAUCGACCAUCCAACAAACGGCGAUACUUUCUAUUUUUUAUUUUAAGUGCAAAAGUCCUAUGCUAAAUUUUUUUCAACUUGACUUGUAUAUGAAUAUGUUUCCUAUACAAAACCCCAUUGAUCUUUUGUUUGUUAAUACAAAUCCUGCGCAUACUGCUGUGCAUUGUAUUGUAUCAUA
Drosophila ananassae is the source of this 11526-nucleotide messenger RNA. It is a transcript of the gene Doa, whose product is annotated as serine/threonine-protein kinase Doa. Gene Ontology annotation, cellular component: nucleus. Lineage: Eukaryota; Metazoa; Arthropoda; Insecta; Diptera; Drosophilidae. The record is from RefSeq and is a predicted model, not a curated record. Bases 5010 to 11237 code for a protein of 2075 amino acids. Gene Ontology annotation, biological process: protein phosphorylation. Gene Ontology annotation, molecular function: protein kinase activity; ATP binding. The transcript is spliced from 11 exons.